Messenger RNA from Candoia aspera, 1459 nucleotides. RefSeq names its product elongator acetyltransferase complex subunit 5 (gene ELP5). The coding region runs from base 94 to 1029 and encodes 311 amino acids. Gene Ontology annotation, cellular component: elongator holoenzyme complex; cytosol; nucleus. NCBI's taxonomy places the organism in Eukaryota, Metazoa, Chordata, Lepidosauria, Squamata, Candoiidae. The record is from RefSeq and is a predicted model, not a curated record. Gene Ontology annotation, molecular function: tRNA binding. The transcript has 8 exons. Gene Ontology annotation, biological process: tRNA wobble uridine modification.
GCCGCCGUACGGUGACGUCAUCGGGUCGCGCGGCGGGCGCCUGGCGGAGCGAAGUCCGGGGAUGCGGCGGGCAGGCGGAAGGGCCGCGAAGAGAUGCUGGAGGAGGUGGUGACCGGGGCCGCCGAGGGGCUGGUCCUGAUCCAGGAUUCGGUCGCCUGCGAGGGCCGCACUCUGCUCAAGAGCUUCGUAGUGGCGGCCGCACAACGGGCAGAGUCCAUCCACGUUCUCAGCUUUGACCUCCCGGAGCUGGAAUUCAAGGCUGGGCUGGGUGCUGAAGUGACCUCCCGGAUAGUGUUUCACGAUGCUUUCCGGGAUCCCCUCGGCUGGUCCGGGAGGGGCAGUGGCCUGACCUUGGGAGAAUUCUCUGCUUCUGAAUUGGCGGCCCGCCUGGCCGCGGCCUCCCAGGGACCCGCCACGGUCGUGCUGGACUCCCUCAGCUGGCUGCUCCUCCGCCUGCCCUUUCCCUCCGUCUGCCAGGUUCUGGCGCAGCUGCCCAGGAGAGCCAAUGCCGCUGGGCUGAAAAUUGUCCGGUUGGUGGCGCUGCUCCAUGGGGAUUUGCACCCGCCUGCCCAGCGGGACGUCCUGAGGGCCAUGGCCCGUCUUGUGGUGACGCUGCAGCCAGCCCCGGGGACUGGGCAAGGCGGGGAUGAGACUCCCCAUGCAGCUGCUCUCCUCCAUAGAAAGAAGGGGAGCAAGUUUUUCCAGAAGGGAGAACUCUUCACCAUCCUCCCAGGGUUUAUUGUCAAAUUCCUUGGUGAGCAGCCACCGAGUGGCAUUUCCGGAGAGGACAACGCGGAGGAUGGCCGGGGACCAGCCGCGGCUGACCCGACUGCCCAUUUGACCUUCAACCUGCGCCUCUCAGCGGCCGAACGCCAGGCCAGGGAAUCAGUGCCUCUCCCUUACCACUUCAGCGAGGAAAAGAAAUCCUCUCUGCUGCAGACGUCCACGGAGGAAGCCAAGAUUUAUUAUGAGCCAGACGCUGCAGAUGACUUUGAUGAGGAAGAUCCUGAUGAUGACUUGGAUGUGUGAGAGAGAAAGGUGGAACUGGCUGUUUUCCGUCUGCAAAUGAUCUGGAACUGGAACCAUCUAAGUUGCCCUUGUGGGGGCUGCAUUCCUUUGCAGCUUGGUAAUUACGGGGACAGAACCGAUCAGCUGCCGGGAAUGGUCUGGCACCGCAAAUCGGAACACGGUGCUAUCUGGAGAGGAAAAACUGUCCAGAUCUGGGAAAUAACACGACACAAGAAGUGAUCUUCAGCCUCCUGGGCAGGCAGGUAGGAGCCUGGCCGGAUAAUAAGCCUUUGCUGAAGGUGCCGGGUGCUGGGGAAGAGCGAUUUGGUAUUACCUGUCCUUUUGAGGAAGGAGAGAUUUGCAGCCGGAGCAAAUAAACUGUUUGAAUGUUGGUAUGACUGGCUUUGUGUGGCUCUUAACGCAAAGACAAUAAACCAUCAGCCUGCUCUAA